Molecule: messenger RNA, 1512 nt
Organism: Myotis myotis
Lineage: Eukaryota; Metazoa; Chordata; Mammalia; Chiroptera; Vespertilionidae
Gene: NYX
Product: nyctalopin
Exons: 2
Coding region: 1-1512 (503 amino acids)
Cellular component (GO): plasma membrane
Molecular function (GO): protein binding
Source: RefSeq, a predicted model, not a curated record
AUGGCGUCACGGCUAAUUGGCAUAGUCCUCUAUUAUGAUGAUGAUGAUGAUGAUGAUGAUGCACUGGUCCUCGGCAGGGUGGGCGCCGGGGCCCCAGAGGCCUGCACGCGGCCCUGCCCGGCCGCCUGCUCCUGCGGCCUGGGCGAGCGGGGCUGCUGGGUACGCUGCGACCGCGCCGGCCUCCUGCGGGUGCCGCCUGAGUUCCCGGGCCAGGCGGCCUCCAUCGACCUGGACCGCAACGGCCUGCGCUUCCUGGGCGAGCGGGCCUUCGGGACGCUGCCAUCGCUGCGCCGCCUGUCGCUGCGCCACAACAACCUGUCGUUCAUCACGCCCGGCGCCUUCCGGGGCCUGGCGCGCCUGGCCGAGCUGCGCCUGGCGCACAACGGCGACCUGCGCUACCUGCACGCGCGCACCUUCGCGGCCCUGGGCCGCCUGCGCCGCCUCGACCUGGCCGCCUGCCGCCUCUUCUCGCUGCCCGAGCGCCUCCUGGCCGGGCUGCCCGCCCUGCGCGAGCUCGCCGCCCCCGGCAACCUGUUCGGCCGCGUGCCCGGUGCCCUGCGCGGCCUGGCCAACCUGACACACGCGCGCCUGGAGCGCGGCCGCAUCGAGGCGGUGGCCGCGGGAUCGCUGCUGGGCCUGGGCCGCCUGCGCGCGCUCAGCCUGCAAGCCAACCGGGUGGGCACGGUGCACGCCGGCGCCUUCCGCCCCUGCGGGGCCCUGGAGCACCUGCUGCUCAACGACAACCGGCUGGCCGAGCUGCCCGCCGGCGCCUUCCGCGGCCUGGGCCGCCUGCGUGCGCUCCACCUGGGCGGCAAUGCGCUGGGCCGCGUGGCGCGCGCCUGGUUCACCGACCUGGCUGAGCUCGAGCUGCUCUACCUGGACCGCAACCGCAUCGCCUUCGUGGAGGAGGGCGCCUUCCAGAACCUGUCGGGCCUGCUGGCGCUGCACCUCAACGGCAACCGCCUGACCGCGCUGGCCUGGGCCGCCUUCCAGCCUGGCUUCUUCCUGGGCCGCCUCUUUCUCUUCCGCAACCCCUGGCGCUGCGACUGCCGCCUGGAGUGGCUGCGGGCUUGGAUGGAGGGCUCCGGGCGUGUGGCCGAGGUGCCCUGUGCGUCCCCGGGCUCCGUGGCCGGCCUGGACCUCAGCCGCGUGGCCUUCGGCCGCGCCUCUGAUGGGCUCUGCGUGGACCCGGAGGAACUGAACCUCAGCGCGUCCAGCGCAGGCCCGUCCCCGGAGCCUGUGGCCACCACUGUGAGCAGGUUCAGCAGCCUCCUCUCCAAGCUGCUGGCCCCGAGGGCCCCAGUGGAGGAGGCGGCCAACACCACCAUGGGGCUAGUCAAUGCCUCGCUGGCCCUUCCCUCGAGGGCGGUGGGAGGCUCAGGCCGCAGCACCCAGUUUCUCCUGGGCUCCAGUCUCCUGCUCAGCGCGGCCCAGCACAUGCUGUUUGUCCUACAGACAUCCGGAGCCUGCCACCCUGGGGUGGCCCAGACUGGCUUGGCCAGUGGCGGAUAA